AUGGUGGAGGCGGUGGCGCAGCGCGCCAUGCUGGCCAUGAGCCGCGCGGAGGAGGAUGUCACGGCGAAUCUGAUGUCCUCGCUGCUGGAGAGUCUCGAAGGCGAGCCACUGACCGAGCCGGUGAUAACCAAUGUGAAAUCUUCUGUGGGGCAAGAUCUAACCGUGGCCAUGCUAACCUUCGUGGCCGCAGCGAACCAAGGCAAGCCGGCGGUGGACUUGACGGCCGCCACCAGCGACGGCACCUUCCAGCCCAAGGUGUCGGUGCCCUUGAAGGUCUUGGACCAGCUGAGCGGCGGAAGCUCUGCCCCCGUGGCCAUCGCCAUGAGCAAGAUGACCGCGCAGUUCGCCAGCGACAUCGAGGCGGUGGGCCUGGCCAAAGCGCGGGAGGUCAUGAGCUCCAACACCUCGGCCGGGCCCUCGCUGCUUGGUCGGCCUCUGAGCAUCACGGUCUACGACAGCAACGGGGUGCCCAUGGACGGCAUGCCUCUGGCGGAGCCCAUGACGCUCACCAUUUCGGACGAGGCCAACGAGUCAGUGGCCUGUGCCUUCUACAACGAGACCACCUUCCGGUGGUCCACAGCAGGAGUCAGGCGGGUCACUCCCAACCUCAACGUCUCAGCUGGGACGCCAGUGCCGCUGGUCUGCGAGACCGACCACUUGAGUAUCUUCGGCGGGGUGUUGAACGUGCCGCAGGUGGACAUGGAGAACUACGAGGUGAUCUCGUUCGAAGACUCCUUUGAGGGCGGCGGCGGCGGGAGCCAGCAAGGCGGAGGCAACGUGAUCGACAAUCCGGUGGACCAGGUGGUAGACGUGGUGGAGGAGGUCCUGAGGUGCACGCAGGCCAAAGGCAUCUUCUCCCCGGAUGGCAUGGCUGCUCUGGGCCGAGGAGCCUGGGCCUCCUCGAGCUCCGCGGUGGCGCUCUGGGCUGUCUUGGCGCUGUUCUUCUUCGGGUGUGUGGCCGCCUUCGCGCGGGACCUCACGAGGAACCAGACCAAGUGGAUGAGUCAGUUGAUGUCGCUCACGUACCCAGAUGGGCAGGAGGAGGACGAGGACGAGGACGAAGCGCCGGAGGACAAGGCCAAGACCUUCAGCAAGACCUGCAUCAUGCUUCUCCACUCCUUGCAGGCCGGCAUGGAUGUCCAGUCGCUGGAGAUUGGUCUUGUGGUCAGGACGGCCGGAAGCAAAGAGGGCAUGGAGCUGAAGAAGCACAAGAGCCCGCUCUACGCCGCGGCGGUGAAGAUGGCCGACGUCAUCAACAUCUCCGUGGGCCACGUCCGCGCAACGACCCUCUUCCUAGAGGCCAACUGGUUGGCGCGGAUGCUGCUGCUCUUUCCAGCAGUGCACCGGGCCCUGAACGCCGGGCACGGCAGUUUGGUGGUCAGUCGUGUGUCGCGAGUGGUGAUGAUCUUCACGAAGAUCCUCAGCUCCGGUGCGCUGGCGGCGCUCUUCUUUCAGGGAAGCGCCCAAGGCAACGACUCCGAGGCGGCAUGCAUCAUCAACGGCAGCCUGGGCCUGACACUGGUGUUGGGCCUCGCAGCCGCGCUGGUGGGAGAUGUCAUCCUCUAUGGGCUCUCCGCGCUGAGGAAGCAGAGCUUCAAGUCGGCGCGGAGCAACCCGGGGCUGCAGCUGAAGGUCAAGGAGUGGCGGGUGAGGGACCUGCUCUUCUGGGCGAUCACUCUCCUGGCGUUGGUGCUCUCCAUCUACGUCAUCAUGGUCUUCUUCGCCACGGUGACGACUGCAGACUCCGACGCCUGGGCGGCGGCCGCCCUGGUGAUUCUCCUCGAGGAGUUCUUCUUCGCGCCCUUCCUGACGGCCGCGGGCUACGCGCUCCUGGCGACCUACACAUUGGAGGGCGACCCCAUGACGGUCCACACCCUCAGGACGGCGGCCUCCCAGGUCCAGGGCCAGUACCGGGCCUGGGAGGGGCCCUCAGCCGCAGACUUCCGGGUUCCCAUGCCGCCAGAGGGCGGCAACCUGCGGGCCCUUGGCUCCGCGCAGUCUGCGGCAGAGGCGCCGGAUGUGCUCGCCCUGGGCGACCGUCAGGAAGAGGAGCAGGCAGCGCAACAGCGCGCAGAGGCUGAGGAGCAGAGGAAACUGCAGGAGCAGUUGAGGGAGCAACUCGAGAACCAGAAGCGGCAGCUGGAACAACAGCGCCAGAUGCAGGUGGAGCUGCGAGAACAGCUGAUCCGGCAGCAGCAGGAGAUCGAGGAGGAGCGGCGCAGGCACCGGUCCCCGCCACCCGAGCGGCCACCGGUGAGGCAUUCGCAGCAGCCCUGGCAGCAGGAUAAUCAGCGUCAACUGCCCGGCACGGUGCCCGGCACGGUGCCGCUGCAGGUGCCGCAGAUCGUGACGCGGCAGCCGCAGCAGGUCACCUCGGUGAAUCUGGGCCUGCAGCGCUCCGUGCGGCACGGCGCCAUCGUCAGAAGCGGGCGCCCGGGGCCGCCCAGCUGGCCCCCGCCGGCCUUGCGGGGCUUCGACGCCCAGGGGCGGCCGCUGAACUCGCGGCCGCAGGUGCCGGGGAUGCCCGUGCCGAACCACGACAUGCGGCGGAACUCUCGCGAGGCCAAGGCCGCCAAGGCCAAGGCCGAGCUCUACAAGACCCCAGACGCCCAGGAGGUGCUGGAAAUCGCGCGUACCCGGAACCUCUACAAGUCCAACCUCUUCCGCCUGCAGCUGGAGGAGCUGAUCAAGGAGCUGGCGCCCCGCAAGAGCCCGCCGGGCCUGGAGGCCGCGCUGCAUGGUCUGAAGCCGUUGCUGCUGGAGAAGUUGCACUCGCGGGAGAUCCCGGCCAACUUCGCGGCGGAGUUCCCGGAGCUGCGGUUCCAGCUGAAGAGCGCGGCGGCGGCGGCGCUGGGCUUUGCGGCGCCGAAGCGGCUGGACGUGGUGGGCAGCUUUCUGCUGGGAACCCACAAGGAGCAGGUGGUGGAUGUGGCCCUGGAGAUGCCUUCGGAGAUGUUCAGAUCAAAGGAUUAUCUGAACUUCCGGUACCACGACAAGCGGGCCGCUUACGUGGGGGAGCUCCACCGACAGCUCCCAAACCUGCUCCAAGGGGACGCAGCGCUGGCACCGCUCAAGGCGGAGUUUGAGGCGCUGCAGGGGGACCCGCUGCGGCCAUGCCUGGCCUUGCGCUCGCCGGAGGGAAGGUGGGCCAUCCGGCUGCUGCCCAGCUACGCGGCGGAGCUCUGGCCGGCGCGGGUGCUGGCGCCUGAUCGGAACGCCGUGCGGCCAGAGGGUGACAAGAAGGCGCAGAAGCCCACUGCCCAGUACAACAGCUGCGUGCUGGAAGAUGCGCGCAUGCGUGAGCAUUUGGAGACCUUGCACGAAGCCGCCGCAAAGUUCGCGGGGCUCAAGGACGCCAUUCGCCUGCUGAAGCGGUGGGCUCUAUGCUGCGGCUUCAUGCACGACGGGGAGGUCUUUACACCACUCAGCGGCUUCAUGCUCUCCAUGCUCUGCGCCCACGCUGCGCAGACGGGACACGUGGCGCCGCAGCAGACCUCCUCCUUCCAGCUCUUCAAGCUGGCUUUGAGCGUGCUGGCCAAUACGCCGUGGCGGGAGCAGAAGGUGAUCUACGGCACGACGACGCCGGUGGCUCUGUCCAAGAUGGAGCAAGAGGUCUGUGCGGCCCACUUCUACGACGCGGCGGGUGCCUUGAACUUCUUCUGGCGUCUGGGCCCGGUGAUCGAGGAGCUUUGCUGGGAGGCCCAACGGGCGCUCCGGAUCUUAGACGCCCAGGCCGACCCCUUCGAUGCCGUCUUCGGCCGGGAUGCCGCGCCGGAGCUUGCCUGGGAUCUGGUCCUGCGAACGCCGCAGCUGGGCGGCACGUGCCUGUGCCCCGAUCUCAGGACAGACUCCAGCAGCGCCAGCGGCGCCAGCGCAGUGCCCAGCGACGCGCCGGAAGCUAUGGCGCUGGCGGAGUUGCUGCGCACCACCAUGCUGGCGGGGCUAGGGGACCGCUGCGUGCGCGCUGCCGUGCGACUCAUGGGCCAGCCGCGGCCUCGAUGGCAGAAGGUGGCCCCGGAGGGUGUAGCGGUGAUGCUGGGCCUGGCGCUGGCUCCGGAGAACUUGGAGCGGGUCAUCGAUCGGGGGCCCUCCGCCCAGGAGGAGGAGGCGGCCCAAGCCUUCCGGCGCCUGUGGGGGGAAGAGACCUCGGAGCUGAGGCGCUUCAAGGAUGGAAGCAUUUUGGAGUGUGUGGUCUGGAAGAAGCCCGCACCCGGGCGGACGGUGGAAGCGCGUAAGCAGCCUGCAGUGGUGACACAGAUUGUGCACCACCUGCUGGCUCGGCACUUGCCGCCGCACUUGUCCCCCUUGUCAGAGGCGGUGUCCGGGCCGGUGGGCUUUGUGGAGAACUUGGGCGAGAAGGAGCGCCGGGUCUGGGGGACCUUCGAGACCUUCCGCACCCACCUCUGCCAGCUUAGUUCUUUGCCACUGGCCAUCAAGGAGGUGCAUCCAGUGGACAGCGCCUUUAGUUACAUGUCGGUCCACACGCAGCUAGCGCCCCCGGCACCAUCGGGCAGCGACGCAGAGCUGUGGCGUCCGCUGUUUGAGACAGUGCUGGAGUUCGAAGCCUCGGGCCGGUGGCCGGAGGAGACAGCUGCAGCGCAGAAGGUAGCGGGGGCGCUCCUGCUACAGAUCCGGGAAGAGUUGGGCUCGGACCUGGGCAUCGAGGCCGACGCCACUGAGGCCUACCUGGACGUGCGUUAUCCGGAGGCGGUGUUCCGGCUCCGGGUCUUCCACCCCCACGAGCUGGCAGAGGCGGCCAACAAGGUCACCAACCUGCAGGCUGCCAACGGCCCCUCCGGCGGCGUCUCGGAGGAGGAGCUGCGGCGGCUGCGGGGCUUGUGGUGGCUGCCGCGGCUUCGGGGCGCGCUGCACGCGCACGCGCUCCAACUGCCGGCGCUGGCCGGGGCGGCGAGGCUGGUGAAGCGCUGGAUGGGCUCCCAGAUGAUGUCCGGCUACGAGGAGUUCGCGGAGCACCUGGCGGCCUUCGUCUUCCUGCACCCGGCGCCCUUCGACGCCCCCACCAGCGCACACCUGGGCUUCUGCCGGGUGCUGUGGCUGCUGAAGACCUUCGACUGGCAGCGGGAGGCGCUCAUCAUAGACAUCGAUGGGAAGAUCAACGAGCAGGAGCGCCUCGGCUUGCGUCAGUCCUUUGAGCAACACCUCGCCAAGUCGCCGCCGCUGAGCUUCUGGGUGGUCUCGCGCCUGGACCCCCACUGCCUGCUGCUGCCGACUCCGGGCACCACGCUCACGGCUUGGCUCCAGAAGCGCGCCGGCGAGGCGCUCAGGAUGUGCCACCGCCGGAUGCUAGGACUGGAGAGCACCUGGCGCGGCGUCUUCCAACUGGAGCUCAGCGCAUUUGACGUGCUGCUGCGGCUGCUGCCUCAGGAUCAAGCGGCGUUGAUCAAAGGGGAUCAGGCGAAGGCGGCGAAGGGGGCGAAGGGCGCGGCCCAGGCCACGCAGGAGGCCACGCUGGACCUGGUGCGAGGGCUCCAGGAGAAGCUGUCGCCGCUGUUCCUGGUGCUCUUCGACGCCCAGCGCCAGCUGCUGGCGCUGAAGUGCCGCCCCGGGGCCUUUCUGCCGCAGGGCCAAGCGGUGCUCGCAGGGGCGGCGCCGCACACGGUGAUCCAAGGCAAAGAUGUCCUUUGCGUGCCCAACAUCCUCUGCGUGCUGUCGCAGGUGUCCGCCCUGGCAGAGGCAGGACCUGGAAGCACCGGAGCGGUUGGCCUGUUGCGCGAGCGCUUGGGGGCCUCGCUUUUUCGCGCCAUGAAUGUCAUGGACUCGUGGGUGGAGCGGCUGUCGGAGGGCCGCAUCCGGCGUCCCGAGCCGGGGGAGAAGGCGACGGCCGCGGGAGAGUGCAUGCAGUGCCGGGUGCUGGGCACCUGCAUCUUCUCCGCCGCCUCGGCGCAUAGCGCCAUGGAGGCCUUCCGCUCCGGCCCAGGCGGGGGCCGGGUCUUCUUCGGCGUGGUGGCGCUGGCCUUUCUCAGUGCGGCGGGGUGGCGCGCGGCCACACCCACGGCGCCGGUGCACUGA
Effrenium voratum is the source of this 6030-nucleotide messenger RNA. The record is from the annotation of a GenBank genome assembly. Lineage: Eukaryota; Dinophyceae; Suessiales; Symbiodiniaceae.